Messenger RNA from Desarmillaria tabescens, 4809 nucleotides. Its product is annotated as SNF2 family N-terminal domain-containing protein. Gene Ontology annotation, biological process: protein polyubiquitination; DNA damage response. The record is from RefSeq and is a predicted model, not a curated record. Gene Ontology annotation, cellular component: nucleus. Gene Ontology annotation, molecular function: ubiquitin protein ligase activity; ATP binding; ATP-dependent chromatin remodeler activity. Lineage: Eukaryota; Fungi; Basidiomycota; Agaricomycetes; Agaricales; Physalacriaceae. The transcript is spliced from 23 exons. Bases 1 to 4809 code for a protein of 1602 amino acids.
AUGCGGGAUACAGGGACUUCCUCCCAUUCCCUCUUCCUGCGGGCUACUAGUCGACACUAUCUUGGUCAUGGCUCGUUUAGACCUGCCUUGAAUGUUAGUCAUCUCCUGAGGCUCCUUGCAGAGCUGUCAGACGCGCCUCCCCCAAUCCCCGGUAAGGGCAAGAAACGGACCGCUCAGGAUACCCUCUUCAAGUCUCCGAAUCCUAAGCGACGAAAGCUGGUACCAGGUUCUGACAGGGAGAAUGACGAACAAGUCCUUGUUUACCCCACUAUUCGCUCCUACAUGCCACCUUUAGAAGGAAACACGCAUACUCCUAUCUUUCGCCACACCUUUGAUAUGCAAUAUACGACCGAUUAUCCAGCUCACCCUUUGAAGGAUCAUUUCAGUGAUGAUGCUGAAUGGAUUAGUGAAGAAGACGAACUGCGUGACGUCCUGCAAGGCCUUGGAGAGCAGGAGCCUCGGGCGUUAGAUCUGGGACGUGUGUUCAUCACUAAAUAUCACGACAAGUUUAUAGGCGUCUCUGAAGAAUAUCAAGAAGAUGGCGAAGGAUGGCUAUUUAUGUUGCCCACAGUCCAAGCCACUCAAGAUGCUGAUCCCCAUUCGUUCAAGACUGACAUCCUCGAGUUGGCGGAUACCUUGAAGACAUUUGGGCGGGUUUCUAUAAAUGCCUCUCUUAGACUCACCGUCUUACCCUCCGACGUUUGCGACUCGAAGGACCUUCCUUUUCGGCUGCAUGUGGAUGCGACUGUUUCUAUACUUACCCCACGCAUAUUUGAUCCAUUUGGGGGUUCUAAGGGCCUGACCAGGAAAACAAUCGAACUUCUGGAGUCGGCUCAAAGACAGCUCUUGCGUUUUGCGUAUCCCAAGCCUCCACCGUCGACAUUCCAGGGUGUAGUGUCUAUUCCCUUUUUUUAUUCAAUCCUUGGACCUGCCCCUACUCUUCCGUAUAAGCGCGCAAUAGAGGCUAUGCAGCCUGCUGAGCUGCUUCCAACCCUACUGCCCUUUCAGCGGCGAAGCGUCGCCUGGCUUUUAGAGCGAGAAGGCAAGACGGUCACUUCUUCUGGAGAGAUAAUUUCAGCCAAUACAUCCGAAUAUUCCUCUUGGGAGACUAUUCAAGCAGGCGACGUAUCUUUUCAGUUUAAUCGCUUGACUGGGCAAGUCCUUCCCACUUCUGAAACAGCAGAAGAGUCCGAACCUGUAUUCGGCGGCAUUCUAGCAGAAGAACCAGGUCUAGGGAAAACUUUGGAAAUUAUCUCAUUGAUUCUUUUGAAUCCUGCUCCGCCGGACCGAAACCCGGCUCAACAAAUUAGAUGGGACCCUAUAGCAAGGCUCGAAACGACCCUUAUAGUUACCCCUCCAGCACUUGCAUCCCAGUGGAUCGACGAGCUUGCUACUCAUGCACCUACCCUGAAAGUACUUGUGUACGACGGAUGGUCCAAGGUCCCUGUCCCUAUCACCACUACUCAAGUUGAAGAGGAACGCGCUAGGAGAAACAAAAUCAAUCAGAAACGCAGCAAAAAAGGACAAGCACUAGAACCCACGGACGACAUCAUGGAUUGGUGCACAUGGGUCAACACUUUCGACAUUGUGGUCACUACGUAUAACGUCUUGAAGACUGAUUUCAACGUCGCUCGGGCGGCACCUCUUAGACCUAGGCGUACGGACGUGGUUUACUCCAACGUUGAGCGACCACGUAGCCCCUUGGUAAUGUGUGAGUGGCAACGAGUCGUCAUGGACGAAGUACAGAUGGUUGGAGGGGGAAAAACGGAAGACAUGGUUUCACUUAUUCCCCGGCUAUCCUCAUUUGCUGUAUCGGGUACUCCUGCUCGUACUCAGGUCCAAGAUUUGAUACAUGUUCUUAGAUUCCUUCGUGUCGACAAUGCUGUUGGAUCUCCGCGUUUAUGGAAUCGUCUUAUACAGCCUCCCUAUGCCGGAGAACUAGCUGACUUUUUCCGUCAUUACACGAUCAGAACCAUGAAGUCAACAUUAGAAGCUGAGUUGACUAUACCACAACAAACCCGCUAUCUUGUUAGCAUUGAGAUGGGUCGUAUUGAACGCCAUGUUUAUGAUCAAACUCUUGAAGCUGUUCUACAGGAGCUCGGUCUUGAUGCUCGUGGCGUGGCGGCAUCAGCCGGCUGGGAAACAGACGGGACUGUUCUACGGUCCUCACUUCGCCGACUUCGAGGAAUAUGUACCCAUCCCCAAGUCGGACAGCUUCAGCGCCAGAACGACAAACUAUUUAAACCAGGUGCCUUGAAGACCAUCGAGGAGGUUUUACAUACCAUGCAAGAUCAAAAUUGGAGAAACGUCAUGGACGACUUCAAGUCGAAGGUGCAAGCUAUUAUCACGCUUGCUCAGCUGAAACAGCACGACGAGGGUGAUCACAACCGUUAUCAUCGCUCACUGGAGCUCCUUCUAGCCGCCGAAAAAGAGGCCAACAAGUUGAUUGACGAAAUAGAAUCGGCCAUCACAGACCACGAUGCUAAAGGUGAUGUCUUAAGAAAGGAAGCAGCUGCCCGUAGAGCGUCUCAGCCAGAACUGCCAAGUCAAAAAGGGAAAGAACGAGAGCUAUCAUGGACCCCAUCCGAGGACACAGAUGACGACGGUCUUCCCCAUACACCUGCUGGAGAAGAACAUGGUAUAAAGCGCCGUGCACUUCAACAGCGUCUUCGCGAGACGCGUAUGGUUCUGCAUCGCGUCAAGUUCUUGCAAGGUGACACCUACCACGUUUUGGGAGAUUCAUUCUCUGCAGAAGAGUCAGCUGCGUAUACAAUUUGUGAGGAAAUGCGACGCGACCUUUUGAAAAGUACGGAAGACGAGGCUAAUCGCGGAAUGGCUCAGUUGGACGUGGAUGCCACUAAACAUGGGAUAAACGAAAAUACUCUGACUAUUCCUCUUCCAUUCCUGGAGCAAGGGGGGAUACGUUCCAGUGACAUUGUUGAUCAACUUCAUGAAAUCAUCGAAGAUGUUCUCAAUGUUCAAUCGGUCUUACUAUGGGAAUGGAGGACUCACCUCCACAAGUUACUUACACAGAGGUUGUCGGCUUCUGAGAAUGAGGCCGACGGUGAAGAAUAUCAGCGUAGUCUCGAUGAUCAAGGAGAGGCAGAGACUUAUCUCCAAGCAUACACUGCACUUCUUGCGGAUCGCCGGGAAGCCCUUGUAAAUGAACGAACUCUACUAGCGGUACAUGAUGCAAGAGAGGCAAAGCACCGCCAGACAAGAACUGCUGGAAAAGCAGUGGCUGCAGCAGCUGACAACACUUCGGUACUGCCAAGUGAUAUUCAAUUGCAGCCUGAGCACGAAGUGCUCCACCAGGAAUUAGCUGAACAGCGUAAAAAGUUGCUGAAGGAACUUGACGCUCGGUCGGUAAAAUCGAUUUUGGUGGAUCUUACGGCGGCUAUGUCUAGGAUCAACCGUGAUUCAGAUCCGGAGAAAGCACUGUUGAAAGAUGCCAUAGCUGAGGUUCGCCGACUCAUCACAGAUCAAGGCGCUAAUCUUGACAAGCUUGAUGCUGAUCUCGCUUUAUUCCGAAAGGCUUUCAAUCAGAGAAUCCUGUAUUUCCGUCAGCUACAGGAAAUCUCUGAUUCUGUCACCCAGGUUACAUGGGAGAAGACCCUUGGUGAAGCUGUUCAAGAGUGUGAAGCAGAAAAGGCGCGGCUGGAAGACAGACUGAAGACGAGCCGAGCACGUCAACGGUACCUCGACAACCUUGCCAAGGACAGAGAUGAAGCUAAGGACAUAGAAGAUGAGUGUGUUCUGUGUGGAUGUGAAUUUGAGCGUGGCUUUAUCACUGCUUGGUAUGUUGACACAACGUUCGUCUCCAAGUUAACGCCAACAUUCACUAUCAGUGCACACGUAUUUUGCGAAGGCUGCAUGAAAGCCUGGUUACAGCGGAGAGAAGGAAAAGCAUGUCCCGUAUGCCGAGUGCAUGUCGACCCGAAGAACUUGCAAAGGUUUGCUGUAAACGGGCCUGAGAAUCCUCCACCAGGCCGAAUUGUUAAUGGCGAGAUGGUUCCACAAUCUCGUCGAAAAAUAGAAUACAACAUGAUUGAUCCGGAGCUGUUUGACUCUAUCGAACACAUGGAAUGCUAUGGCGACUAUGGGAGGAAGAUCCAAACUCUUGUCCGACAUCUUCUGUACUUGCAAGAGAAUGACCCUGGCUGCAAGUCUAUCGUCUUUUCCGCGUGGGAAGAUUCAUUACACAUAUUGCAACGUGCUCUUACAGACAACGCCAUCCAAUGUCUGCGAAUCGACCAGGGGCGAACGAAGGGUAACAACGCCUCAAAGAGGUUCAAGUCUGAUCCUGAUAUUCGUGUCUUGCUCUUACACGGUGAGCGAGAAAACGCAGGAUUGAACAUUACUUGUGCAUCAAGAGUCUUCUUGUUGGAGAGUGUUGUACACCACGGCUUCGAAGUUCAAGGCACGUUCACAAUCGCCCGAAUUGAUCGUUUGGGACAGACCCGACCCACGGAAGUCUACUGCUACUACGCUGAAGAUACUGUCGAGAGAAACAUCCUUGAUUUAGCUGCUCGUCGAGGGCUUUCGCUUUAUACCAAAGGGAAUUCAGCUGGAACCCUGAACGCCUCUUCCUUUGACGUCGCCAGCGGCGAUAAAGACAUUGAUUCUCCUUCAAAGAAGAAUCAUGCCCUGAAAGGAGAUUUUAUAUCGAAGAUCGAUGAUAUGUUGGCGAUUCUUUUCCCACAUAUGUAUGAAGAUGUUGAGUAUUUAGUGCCUCCUGAUGAGGACGUGCAUAUGAAGGAUGGUACUGAGCAGACGAAUGCUGUUGCAGGUCCUUCCAGGCUGAGAUGA